Molecule: messenger RNA, 883 nt
Organism: Rhipicephalus microplus (southern cattle tick)
Lineage: Eukaryota; Metazoa; Arthropoda; Arachnida; Ixodida; Ixodidae
Source: RefSeq, a predicted model, not a curated record
CUGACGAUACGUCGAGGCCAGUUCACCGUUCAGAGAAGAAUUCGUGUCGAAGAAUCACAUUUGCCGUUCUCGUGGGAAUCGAAAAUGGCCGAGCGUCGAGCUAUGAACCGCAGCUUGCUACUCAUUGCGCUCGUCGCCAAGUGCACGGCAUUACCCCCCUCGUGUGACAAGUGCUACAUCCGUUCUUUGGACAACUGCGCCGCUGGCCUGUUUUUGUUCGCCACGGGAAACAAGGUACCGGAAACGGACGCUGACCGGGAAGAUUUCUGCAGGUCCCAGUCUGAGGCGCAGGUCUGGAGCCGUGAUUACGUCCAGAGAUGCACGAGAGGCAUGACCCGGGGCUUUGCCGACGACUUUCUGGACGACAUUAAGAAGGAGAUCAUGGAACGCUGCUUCAAGUCGGGCUCGUACCGUGACGACUUUACAAAGUACGCUCCAUGCCUGAACAAGGUGGGCUCUAAGUUCCACACCUGCGUCAAAAACUUCAUCAUGGACCUGGAUGUCGCCUCGAGGUUGGAGCCGAGACAGCGAAUCACCGGUGGCUGCUGUAAGUACAAGAAACUGGAGGUCUGCAUGAGCGACGCCAUCCGCGGCACCUGUGAUAAGGGGGCGCACGACUUCGUCAAGAGACUCCUGAAGCACUACGAGGGCAAUAUGCUGGGCAUCUUGUGCGCGAACGACUGGGCCAACGCGAAGUGCGAGGCGAUCAAGUACGACGACAAACCGGGGGACGCGAGCCUACGCUCCGUGAUCGCGCCGCUAAUCAAAGUGCUAGAGGCUAUAGACGCCUGACAGCACGUUGCGACUGUCAACGUUUGGGGCAAUUAGAUGCCAAUAAAUCGAACUAAUGAUAUUGACGACAGCGCGAGCUUCAGAAUCACGG